CUUGGGUUGAGAGAGACUCUACAAUUCAUCGUGAGAGUCGGUCUAGGAAGUAGGAACAAAACAAGGAGUGUUGAGCGAAGAUUUGGCAAUAAAUUCUCUCUUAUCAUCAGUCUUUGUUGAAUAUUUGGUUGGCCUGUUGGGUUUGUUCCACCAUCAGAGAUUUAUAGGUAAUCUUCUUCCACUACUUCAGAAGAUUUUGCUUUGAGAUUACAGUACUUGGGUUUAGAUAUCCCACAUUUUUCUCCUCUCUCUCUCUUAAAUAAAUAUCGAUGUUGGGUAUCUAGGUUUGUCUUAAAGAUUUAGUCUUGAAAACAGAGGUAAUGCCAGAUUGAAAUUUGAAACCACAGGAGAUACUGGUUUUUGUCGUAUACUUAGAUCAGUUAUCUUUGGAUUAAAUGGAAGAUGAUACAACAAUGCCUCAAGAUGAUCAAGGAAAUUGUGAUGGAACUAGAGGCAUUGGGGUUCUUGGAAGAUCUUCUAAGAAGUCAAAGCUGAAAAAGGUGCCACAGAGGGGACUUGGUGUGGCACAGCUUGAAAAGAUAAGACUAGAAGAACAACAAAAGAGAGAUGUUGCUGCAAUUUUACCAUCUCCUAGUACUUUAUCAUCAACCACACCAUCCCAUCUGCCUCUCCCAGUUAAGAAUUUUCAUGACUCCAACGUAUCCCCUUCUACACCUCUUUUACCUUGUGAGCCACCGUCUGAAUUUAGGUCCCCUUUGUCUCUGCAACAACAACACCACCAACAACAACACAUGGAUGUUAAAGUUCCAAGCACUGUUCCAUUGGCAAACAGUGGUGAUUUUGAGGCUGGCUGGCCUGUUGUUCCUGGACAUGGGAAUGUUCCCAAGUGGUGGAGCUCCUUCCAGUUUGAUUCUGAGAAGAACAACUUUGGAGUGGAGCUGGGAUCGCCGAUUCUGCCGAGUGUGCCUUUUGAAUCCAGCCCCAUUUGGCCUCUGCCUAAUUUGGUGCAGAGAACACCACAGUAUCAGCAUCAGCAUCAAACUUCUUCACCAAUGGCAAGUGUCUCAUCAGGAACUUUAUCAACAUAUAUGCCUCAUUUCACAAUAGAGCCCCCUUCAAACCAAAACAACAAUUGCAGCAGUGUGCCUGUGAAGUCAAUGGAGAAGAUGGUUGGUAUGAAAAGGCAAACGCCAUACCCUUUCUCCCCGGAUUUUCCUCAUGUCCCUGCUUUCAAUUGUAUAUCGUCCCCCUUUGCUGAAGUAGGAACUAAUGCAAAAACUCUGUGCGGUAAUGGAAGCGGAUUUAACUUUGGCAAUUCAACUUCCAGAGAAGUAUCAUCAUCCUGUUUAGCUUCCAACUCUGAGCCAAAGUCAAAGAAAAGAAGAGAAGAGAAUGAGAAUUUCAAUGGAGAUUUUCUCACGUUGGCUCCUCCCUCUCCUACUUCAUAUCCACCUUCAAAGUCCAAAUUGUCUUUAACUUUCCAGGCAUUUCACAACCAAGGAAAUGUAGAAGAUCAAAUCCCUGCCGCCCCACCAGUGUUCAGGCUGUUCAAUCAACAAAAGCAACCAUUUUAUGGCUUCUUCCUUCCAGAACCAAAGGAGGAACAAAUUGGAGAAACAGCAGCCAGGAUUCAGAAUGGUCAUGAAGUGGGAGAAAGUGUUGAUCUUAACUUGAAACUAUGAAUAUAACUUCUAGGCUAGUUGUUUCUCACUAUGAAACUUGCAUAGUCAUCUUUUUAUUUUUAUUUUUAUUUUUACUAGUGGUAGAUAUUCCUAAAUGUGCACAUGUAGUGUUGGUUGAGUAUGAAAAGGACUAAAAAUCUUGGCCAUGUGAGAGGUAGGAGUGGAAAAUGAAAGGAGAGAUGUUGAUUUGUUUGUUUUGAGUAGCAAUGCCUAUGUGCUUUAAUGAAAAGCCAAACUCUAGUGGCUUUGCCUUUGGGAUUGAGGUUAUGGAUUUGUUUGUUUUUUUCUCUCACAUGUGGGUUGUGGAGGCAUCUAAUUGUGCAUUGUUUUCUCUUUUGUUUC
Molecule: messenger RNA, 1985 nt
Organism: Glycine soja
Lineage: Eukaryota; Viridiplantae; Streptophyta; Magnoliopsida; Fabales; Fabaceae
Exons: 6
Coding region: 396-1643 (415 amino acids)
Molecular function (GO): DNA-binding transcription factor activity
Source: RefSeq, a predicted model, not a curated record